Mytilus californianus (California mussel) is the source of this 1976-nucleotide messenger RNA. Its product is annotated as acyloxyacyl hydrolase-like. The record is from RefSeq and is a predicted model, not a curated record. Gene Ontology annotation, molecular function: calcium ion binding; acyloxyacyl hydrolase activity. The transcript has 18 exons. The coding region runs from base 48 to 1733 and encodes 561 amino acids. Gene Ontology annotation, biological process: negative regulation of inflammatory response; lipopolysaccharide catabolic process. NCBI's taxonomy places the organism in Eukaryota, Metazoa, Mollusca, Bivalvia, Mytilida, Mytilidae.
CACGUGAUGAUCAUGUGACUGCAGAAGGUGUUAAAAAAUCCUGAGCCAUGUCACUGGGGAAAACAGUUGCCUUUGUCCUUGUUUUUGUCAUCUGUUUACAUGGUUCAAAAGCAUCUAGAUCGAGAAAAUUCCUAAAUUUCGGCGCGAAUGGUGGAACCAACUGUGCCACAUGUACUGUUAUUUUUACAUUUGGAGAACAACUAGCAACUAUACACAAUGAAACAGUAACGAAAUCUUUAGAAAGGUUCUGCAAUUAUUUACCACCUGCAGUCGCAAUACCAUGUAAAGUAUUUGUAGACUACAUUGCAUAUGAGAUUAUACGUGUAUUACCAGCGAAAUACAAUCCAGAUGAAGCCUGUCAAGGACUUGGUUUUUGCUUCACUGAUACUGGGGAAGAACAGUGCCACCUGUUUCCAAAACCAAAAGUUAGCCGAGUAUUCAAUGCAGGAAGGAAGAGAGCAGCUCCUAACAUAUGUGAACUGCCUGGAAUUAAAGAGAUUUGUAAACUUAUAGACAAAAUAUUUGAUGGUCAUAUGCCAGCAGUUGAUUUAGAUGGUGACAGAUUUAGUGUCAUGAAGACAUUUAGAGGAACAUCAUGGAGAGGAAAAGACUGUGAUGAUGGAAGCAAAGAUAUACAUCCUGGUUCCAGGCCUCAUUUCUCAGAUGUAAACAAAGAUACUAACUGUAAUGGGAUAUAUGGUGCUGAUAGCUCAGGAAAUGCAUAUGAAGACCAGUUAUGUCUGAACAGUCAGCAAAGAGGAGCUGUUGUCUUAGGAGAUUCAAUCAGUGCUCACUUCCACUUGCCAAGAGAAUGGUUUAACACAACAGAAAUGUCAUAUGUUGUUUUUGAACCAUUGUUGAAUAUUUUAGAAAAUGAACUUGAUUGGCCAGAACUAUCAUCUAUGACUGGAUUUAUACCAAACCCUUAUCCAUUGAUUAACCAUGGACCUACAGAUUCUGUUUAUAUGAGACUGAAGGCAAGAAAUAGAUGUAACCAUAGAGAUUAUCAAAACAUUGCAGUCAAUGGUGCUAGAUCUGGUUCAAUGGAUGAUAUAAUGUUAAGUAUGUUCCGUAACCCAACAGCAGAUUACCCAGUGAUUCUAUUCUAUGCUUUGGUUGGCAAUGAUGUCUGUAAUGGACAUCCAGAUACUAUUGAUCACAUGACCAAACCCGAUCAAAUGAAGAACAACACAAUGCAAACACUGAAAUACUUGGAUCAAACACUACCUAAGGGCAGUCAUGUUUUCCUUACAGCACUUGCAGAUGGCAGGGUAUUGUAUGACAGUCUGCACAGUAGAAUCCAUCCUAUUGGUUCACUUAGAAAUGAUGUCACAUAUGCAAACUUCUACGAUUAUUUUAACUGUUUACAGGUGUCCCCAUGCACAGGAUGGAUGAAUUCAAACGACACAAUGAGAAAUUUAACCACAGAUAGAGCCAAUGAGUUGAAUUCAAUUUUACAACAGCUUUCAACUGAAUAUCAGUCCAAAAAUUACAAGUUGUAUUAUGUAGAUAACCCAAUUAACCAAGUUUUGAAUGAGUAUGAGAAAAAUGGAGGACAAAAAUGGGAAUUGUUGGAGCCAGUUGAUGGAUUUCAUUCAAAUCAGAUAGGCCAAGCUUUGACAGCCAAAGUGGUAUGGGAGAACCUAGAAACCAAUUAUCCUGAUGUGAUAGGCCCUGAAAAUCCUAACAACAGUAAAAUAGAACAGAUUUUUGGAUCACAGGGUGGCUACUGAUGUGAAAGAAGGACGUAUUUGUAAAAUUGACAUUUUUAUAUGAUGUAAUUUAUGGAUCAGGAAUAAGAAAAAAAGUUAAUGCUAUCUAAAAUUAGAAAAAAAUAAUUAAAUAAAAAAAUUCUUUCAAAGAUACUUGAUAUAAUCUGCUGGGUUAAUCUACAUGAACUUACAUGUCUUGUAAUCAGUUUGAGCAUAAUAGAAGUACCAUGCUAAUUUGAUGCAAUAAAAUUGUGCCAAAUAAAA